Molecule: messenger RNA, 3714 nt
Organism: Suillus discolor
Lineage: Eukaryota; Fungi; Basidiomycota; Agaricomycetes; Boletales; Suillaceae
Exons: 17
Coding region: 1-3714 (1237 amino acids)
Source: RefSeq, a predicted model, not a curated record
AUGGGGGAUCCUGUAGCUUUACUAGCCAAAAGGCUCAGUAGCCGCGUUGAUGAACUCCUGUGUGAUUCCUCACCGUUUGAAUUGUUCACACAGAACAACAUUGACGAAAAAUUACUACAGAGAGCCAAAAAGAAACUAGCCAAGUAUUUCAAAGCUUCUUCAUUUGGUCACAUAACCGAGCCCACCACAUUGGUUGAUAAGCAUGGAAGAAUCCUAGCUUGGUAUCUCCCCAAGAUCCUGAUGCCCGACCGAAUGGAACACAUCAACGAGUCCAUCAAGAUACUCAGACCUGUCCUUGAUCACUCUUUGCCUAAGCCAACAGAACAGGCAAAACAGCCUUGGCGUUCACAAGGCUUUGUCAUACCCUCUGGCGGAGGAGAAUUUGGAGCAGGACAGGUGACUAUGUGCCCCGGUGGUUUCAUGCAACUUCAAUAUUGGUUGUCUGAAAUCACAGCAACCGAACAAUUCUGGUCCGCUAUCACCAGUAUUAUUGCACCCCAUCAGUAUCUUGCUGGCAUGCAAUGUAUUUCUAGCCUGAAGCAAGCGGUCAAGACUUCGAAUCCAGUUGUUUGGCCCUCAGAUUUUUCUGGAAUUGAGGUGAUUGUAAACCGGGAGACACCGUAUCAUCGCGAUCCAGGAGCAUCACCAUCAUUUUAUGACCUUUUGGCUAUAUUGGAUCUGCCUGAUGUGGGUGCCGAGCUACAAUAUGACCCUGGGAGCAUGGUUUACAUUUGUGGUAAGGUACUGGAGCAUGGGGUCCCAAGGUGGCGUGAUGGGGAGAGGAUCAUAAUCGCCCACUUUGUCAAGGACAAAGUUCAUGAUAGGCAGAGUAUUCCUAGACCGAUGUUUCCAACGGACUUGGAAUUUCUCAUCAAAGUGGGGGCAGGUAAAGGAGGAACACCUGUUAGUAGGAAGAAGGGCAGAAAGAAUGGGUUGAACAGGGGAGAGUCCAGAGGUAAAAAAAAUCGUCUCAAGGCUGUUUCUUAUUCUUUCAAACACAGAGGUAGCCUAUCCAAAAAGAAAGACCUGGACAUAGACUAUGUUGCCUACAAGCCUACCAGAGACAAGAGGGGAAAGUCCUCAUGGGUCGAAUCCUGUGCAGAUCCACUGUAUGAAACAUCGAUGGACCCUUCCUCCCCCAGCAGCCCAAGGAAACGAAUGAAAGAGAACCAUGCAGAAUUUGUGGAUGUCGAAGCCUCUCAGGAAAGUUUGGGUGACUUCAUUCUGGACACAGAGGAUGGUCACCAACCAAGAAAAACAAAGAUUCAGAACAAUUCACCUGUGCAGGGAUCUGCGAGACAUGACGUCACUCUUGCUGACCAAGGAUUCAUAUGGUACUUAGGCCAUGGAGGAGAGCCUUGCCCUUCAUAUGGAGCUUCGAAAAUUCACGGGGAUCAAGAUGGGAAAGUAGAUGAUAUUACAGAGACAGGCCCCUUACCUCAAGAUACCACCCCUGUGACUAUUGUACAUUCAUCAGGAGUGUUCACACACAACGUAUUGUGGUGUCAUUGCCAAGGAUCCGAUCCUCAGCACCUGCAGCUCCUGAGAGCACAGCUAUUUCCUGCCAGCUCCACACGGCCCAGGACUGUUUUCACCUUCGAAGUACUGGAUCAUUUUCUCAUUGACGCCUUGGAAUGCAAGACUUCAGCCAGGAGCUUCUUUGAGAAACUUACAAGGUUGACAAAUAAUGCAUUUCCAGAUACUGUCCCAGAUCGUUAUCGUGAACUCAUGAGAGUAUCUCGACUGUGGAGAGACUUGAAGAACCGUAAAUGGUUUGGAUUUGGCCAUAAUAUGAAAUCAGGACCUGGCCCAGGAGAUCUUGCCCUUUUCUGCCCUUCAUGUCCUCAGCCAGGAAUCAACAUGCCUCUUGAUUGGGAGCAGAAGUAUGAAAGGCAAGUCAAUUAUUAUUACUGGUGCAGCGAAAUCAUAGCUAGACAGUGGCCGGUUGGUUGCUACGUGUUGUAUACACUCAUGGCUGUUGAGCAAGGUGAACUCUGGCCAGUACACAUUGUACAUAGGCCAGUAAUGCUGCAGGCUGGACAUAUUACACCUGGUACAGUGGCCAGUACAGAUCUUGGCCAGGUUUUUCCUAAACCUGGCCAGCCAAUAGCUAGCCAACAUAUGUGUGGUGCUGGCCGAGGUCAAAUAGCAGCAGAGGAUGCUGGCCAGUGGCUUGUCAUGAAGAGAUUUGUGGUAGAUGGAAAUUUUACUGCUCAGCACAUGAACAUGAGACAGCUGAAAGAGGACAUCUUCCUCUCAGAUGGUUUAGGUUAUAUGGUCACAGAGGGAGAAUAUCAAGCUCACUUGGCCUCAGCUACAGAGAGUAGGAAGCAUGCUGCAAGAGGAAUCAAUGACUCCCUGGUAAUUUAUGAUGUGGGCUGCCAGUGGAGUCUUCAUUUUUCAGAACGUGUCAACAACUGCUCUAGCUUGACCCUCCCUGAUGACACAGAGAUUGUGGUUGCAGUGGGAAAAUUUCAUCCCAGCGCUCACAAGCUUGCUUGUUUUCCUAGAUACAGCCUGAACUUUAUUGUAGGAGCUGGGCAGGUUGAUGGGGAAAUUCUAGAGACACUCUGGGCUCCCUUCAAUAAGAUUUCUCCAACAGCACGUUCUAUGAGCCAAGCCCACCGUCAAGAAAUCCUUGAUGAUCACAUGCGUAACUCAAAUUGGAAAAAACAUGUCCAAAUUGUUAAGACGCUCUUGCAAAAGUACAAACGUGCCAAUAAGGGCAUCGAUGACACUAAGGUGCCAUUCCAAGAGCUCACACAUUCCUUGGAAGUCAGUAAAGUCUCCUCAUGGGAGAAAGAUGAAAAACAAGCUAUGGAACAAUGUGGAGAGCAUCUUGACAUAUACCAACUACAAAUAGAUAAAGUAUGUCAUUAUAUCACCUUCACAUUUAAGCAAGGAUCUCGAAAAUUUCAUGAAAUGGCUGAUGCCAUGACAGAAGGCAUCGAAGUUGACACAGAUAUGGAGGAAGAAGAGAGGGAAGCAGCAGAUCCCAAAGUGACUUAUGAAGAAAUCUGUGAAGAAGUUAUUGCAGAAGCCAUGCGGAUCUGGAUGCCGUCAUCAAUACCUCACGACAAUGCUUUAGCCCUUGGCCUAGGUUCUCUACAAGCCGAAGAACUGCAGUUACGGCAGGGUCAGGCAAAUGAUUGCUUGGAAAAGUUACGGCAGGCUCUCAGCCACAAAGCCAUAAUUUACCAUCAACAUUUUAGAAGUGCAGAUUCCACGUGGGUGGGUACCAGGUCAAAGCAAGAAGCUCGACAAUGUCAGAUCAAAAUUGAUCAGUGUGUUCGAAGCUAUCAGAGGGCCAGGAAUGCACUGCAGAGACUAGGAGUAGAUGAAGAUACUCUGAAGAAUGUUUAUCAAGAGAUUCAGCCGAGUCAGCUUAAUGUGAACAAGGAAGUCACUGAGGAGAACAGAUAUGGGCAGGGAUCAGACAGACUAGCUUGGUUUUGGAGGGUGAACAAUGGUCAUGAUUCUCCUGAAGAUGUAUGGAUGGAUGAAUUAUCAGUCUACAGGCUAAAUUGGUUGAAAGCUAAGGCUCGAUGGCAAAGGUGGGAGGAGGAGUUGAGUUUGGUUCAACAUGAGAUGGGGUGGACAGUGGGUUGGUUUAGAUACAAGAAGGAAGAAUGGGAACGAAGAUACCAUGAAGCCACAAAGCAUGGUCAUCAAGCCUAUGCACAACGACAGGUGCUCCUGUGGGGAAGGUUUUAG